Aspergillus heteromorphus CBS 117.55 is the source of this 1410-nucleotide messenger RNA. RefSeq names its product BTB/POZ domain-containing protein. Bases 236 to 1177 code for a protein of 313 amino acids. The transcript is spliced from 2 exons. Gene Ontology annotation, molecular function: protein binding. The record is from RefSeq and is a predicted model, not a curated record. NCBI's taxonomy places the organism in Eukaryota, Fungi, Ascomycota, Eurotiomycetes, Eurotiales, Aspergillaceae.
GUCAAACAGGCGUUAGAGGCGCCUCCCAAAAAAUGAAAUUUGGCCUGAUAGCUAAUAAGGUACUUCCGGUUUGUACUUCCGUUACGCAGCUCAAGCUUACAUCACGAGCAGCUCACAUGUGAAUCAUAAUGACGGGCAAGCAUUGGGUCUAUAUAACCCCUCCCCUCAGGACAGAGUAUCCAUUCAUGUUAGAAAAAUCAGCACCAUCAUCAAUCAGAAAGCAAACAUUUACUCCAUGGACUCCGCAUGUGCUAAAAUUGACAAGGCACCGUUGCCAGAUUUUUGGGCAUCGUUCCUAGCUUCCCGGGCAUCAAUCUCAACUUACCAAGCAAUGAUGAAAGAUGAGCUUUUAACAGGACAGUACUAUGACAUGAAAAUCACCUGUGAAGGCUUCACUUUCAAGGUCCAUCGCGUGAUCGUGUGCUGUCAGUCUCGGUUCUUUGCAGCCGCACUAAGGAAUGAUUUCAAGGAGGCGAUCACUCAGACUAUUGAGCUGCCUGAUGAUGAUCUUGAGACCGUUGAACGUGUUAUUUCAUACCUCUAUAUCCAGGACUACAUGUCCACAGGACACAUAGUGCCACUCAGCUGUACGUCAGAUUUACAAACUGGGAGCGUCGACCCGGAGGAAACAUCAAAUAGCCCAGAAUCAGACAGUCACGGCCAUUGGACAGCCGAUCCCACAGCUGCAGAGGCAUACAAUAACUUUCGGGUCUACUUGGCCGCCGACAAGUAUGGAAUAACGAGCUUGAAAGAUCUUGCUGCGAAAAGGUUCGCUCUUUGUGCACGUGCCCAUUGCGAAACCGAAGCAUUCCUCGGUCUGUUACCAGUUGUAGUGAGCUUGCUGCCUCCGCAUGACCCAAAGAUCCAAGAAAUUAUAGCGGAUGUCAUAUCCGAUCACUCAUCUCAUUUCAAGUCGCAAGAGCAGAUACAUGAGAUUCUGAAAUUUGGAAAUAUCGGACAACUGGUAGUACUCAACCUGUGGCGAAAGGGAAUAGACUUACGAUCAAAGGAGGAGAAAGAUAAAGGCGGUUACAUAGCGCGUCUUGGACAGAAGCUGGAUGGCCGAUCUUCCUGCAGACAGUGUUCGAAAGAAUUUAACGUCUCAUUGCAAGGAGAUGAAUAUGAGCGUGGAAUAUAUCGCUGCUCUGCUUGUCGAACACGGCAUUCAUUUUUCUAACAUGGCCCUUUGGGACUCGGAGGCAAGCAGGAUCUGGAGACAGUGGAUUUGUUGCUUUUGAAUUUGGCGUCUUCACCAACUCGAGGGCAGGUAGGUACUGAUUGGCGUUACCUCUAAUCCUUCUGUGCGAUCUACAUGUUCCAGAAGAGAGCAGCCGAAAGACAAUUGCCUGUUUGUGUUUUAAUAUCAAACAGUUCAUGCUAGGUCGCAAAAAUCAUAAAUCCAUUACAGAG